This is a messenger RNA of Peromyscus maniculatus bairdii (prairie deer mouse), 3515 nucleotides long. Lineage: Eukaryota; Metazoa; Chordata; Mammalia; Rodentia; Cricetidae. The record is from RefSeq and is a predicted model, not a curated record.
GCGCGCGGACAUGGGCGAGACCAUGUCGAAGAGACUCAAGUUGCACCUCGGAGGGGAGGCGGAGAUGGAGGAGCGGGCGUUCCCCAACCCCUUCCCGGACUAUGAGGCCGCCCUCUCCGCCGCGGGGCUCGCCGCUGGAGCUGCGGAGGAAACAGGCCGUGCUUGCCCUCUCCCCACCACCGAGGACCCGGGCCUCCCUUUCCACCCCAACGGGAAGAUUGUUCCUAACUUCACAAAGCGUAUCCAGUCCAAAAUCAAAGAUCUUCUUCAGCAAAUGGAAGAAGGACUGAAGACAGCUGAUCCUCACGAUUGCUCUGCAUAUACUGGCUGGACAGGCAUAGCACUUUUGUACCUGCAGCUGUAUCGGGUCACUGGUGACCAGACCUACCUGCUCCGAUCCCUGGAUUACGUGAAGAGAACACUCCGAAAUCUGAGUGGUCGCAGAGUCACUUUCCUCUGCGGAGAUGCUGGGCCCCUUGCUGUGGGAGCUGUGAUAUAUCAUAAACUCAAAAGUGAAUGUGAGUCCCAGGAAUGCAUCACAAAACUUCUGCAGAUGCAUAGAACCAUUGUCUGUCAAGAAUCAGAGCUUCCUGAUGAGCUGCUGUAUGGGCGGGCAGGUUACCUGUAUGCCUUACUCUACGUGAACACAGAGAUUGGCCCCGGCACAGUUGGUGAGACAGCUAUUAAAGAGGUAGUCGCUGCUAUUAUUGAGUCAGGAAAGACUUUGUCAAGGGAAGAAAGGAAAACUGAGCGCUGCCCCCUGUUAUAUCAGUGGCACAGGAAGCAAUAUGUUGGAGCAGCCCACGGCAUGGCUGGAAUCUAUUACAUGUUAAUGCAACCAGAAGCAAAAGUGGACCAAGAAACCUUAACAGAAAUGGUGAAACCUAGUAUUGAUUAUGUGCGCCACAAAAAAUUCCGAUCUGGAAACUACCCAUCUUCAUUAAGCAAUGAAACAGACCGAUUGGUCCACUGGUGCCACGGUGCUCCAGGAGUCAUCCACAUGCUCUUACAGGCGUAUCAGGUGAGUGCUCCUAGCCACUGGAGCCCUUCUUCCAUUCUUAUAAAAGCAUUCAAGUGUCCCAUUUGUCUUAAGAAGAAUUGUUUUUCUUUUCAGUUUGCAGAGUGGUGUCUAGAUUAUGGAGCACAUGGGUGUCGCAUUCCUGACAGACCUUAUUCCCUCUUUGAAGGUAUGGCUGGUGCUGUUCACUUUCUCUCUGAUAUCUUGGUACCAGAGACGUCACGGUUUCCAGCAUUUGAACUUGGCUUUUUGCAGAAGGAUUAAAAAGGUGCAAAAAGACAACUUACAUACCCGUUGGACCAAAAGCCACCUGACUGAUUAGUGCCUGACACAGAACCUACUGUAAAUCCUAAUAAAGGAAGGGAAAAAAAGGGCAAAAACCUCCACAAGCCCCUUUUGUUGCAAAGACCCCCAAAUUAGAGCAUGAGUGAUAGAAACCACAUCAUCAGCAUUUUGUGACAGCGUUUCCCUUAAUGGUGAAGUAUGAAUUCCUCAUAUCUAGGCUCCCUGUAGUGUGCAUGUUUCUUGGUGCUUGUCUGUAGAUGUAAAUUGACUAAAUAGAAGAGCCACACUCGUCACAUGAACUCUUAGCUGAGCAUGUGUGAGUGUUUAAGGUGACAGCCACGCAUUUUUGUAUAUAGUAUCUAAAGUAGGGUGUCAUCUCUAUCAACAAAGAAACAGUUGUGUGAUGUCUCUUAUUAAACAUCAGCUAGCAAAUCUAGAUACCCUGUGAGAAUACUGCGUUAGCAUUUUCCGUGGGCAGUCUUCAGAAGAGCAUGAGUUAAAGAUAGUUUCCUGGACCAGAAGGAAAGUGGGCAAGUCAGCAUGCAUUGCAGAGCUUGGGAGGCCACAGUUGACACCGCUCCCCUCUUUGUGUCUUGUGGUCAGCACAGCUAGUGACUAAAUAUUAGCAGUUCUCAGACAUCCACCCAGAUACAUUGAAACAGGCUCCACCUGUUAGCAGUAUAGCUUAUUACUGUAUAAAACAGAGUAGAUACAAUGCCAGCCGGAUCCAUCCAUAUCCCUUCAAAAAUUUAUUUCACAUUUUGGUAAAGUCUGAAUUUAAAAAUAAUACAUUCCUUAUUUUUCAUACAAAUUGAGGUGAUAAAAUAAAUUCUAGGCUGAAUUUAUACACAUAAGGAACAAAAUAUUCUAACCAAGACAAUUAUUAACUAGGUGAUUUUUUAAAUUAUUUUUAAGGACAUUAAGCUGGAAUCACAUAUGGUUAGUAAUGCUGUCACAUAAUUUUCCGAGUUUGAUGGUUGUUCAUGAUACGAGUGGGCUAGGUUUCCUAAGCGUGUUUUGUUGUGGAGAUACUGUCAUAAGAGACAAAGCAGAAUGGUGUAAUCGUCUGGACCUCAGCACUUCCUUGGUGUUAGCCCUAGUUUUUACUCCUCUUAUAAAGCAGGAAGAAUGGAGGGCGUCUGAAAGAGAAGGCUUCUUCGUGCAUAGAUCAUUUUGAGUGUUGAACCUUGCUUGUGGGGUACCCUAAACAUCUGGCCUUCAGUUUCUAAGUGAUGCCUCAUAAGUCUCUUCAUUACAGGUACUCUUGAUUCUGAGUCAUGACUAUUCUCUUUCACCUUGGGUUGAUUACUUCUAUGUGUAUAAAUCCCCAAGAUUAUCCUUUAACUCACUUCCUGAGCCUGAUAGCGGGCUUCUCAGGGCUGUCCAACACCUCAUUACCUGAAGGCAGGGCAAACCAUCCCAAACAGGCUAAAGGGAAGCCAUUCUGCAGAACAUUCUGUAGACCUCAUGUGUUGUCUGGUCUCAUCUGAACCGUACAUUUUUCAUCCUCUUGCCCAUUUUAUCAAAAAUAACACACGGCAGAGCUAAUCUUUGAGAUCCUGAUUGUUAUUUCUUGAAGGCAGCUCCUGGGGCUGUGCAGGAAGCCCUUUUCUGACUCCAGGUGGCAGCUGGUAGGGCUCUGGCUUUGGCCAAGGGCCCUGGGCAGCAGUAGCAGUGGAGACUGCCCCCUUAUGUUCACUCAUACCUGUGUGACAAAUGCUCGUCUCUUUCUGACCAACAUGCUGAGGGACAAACAAAAUUCCCAUAGGAUGAAUGGGGAAGGUUUUGCUGACAGAUUUCCUUUCAGACUGGUGGAUUGCCACCUUCCUGCUCACCACUGUGUAUCAACAGACGUGCAUCUUAGCGGGUCUGCAUGGACUUCCUUCCUCAGACCCACUGCAUGAGCUGCUGUACUACAAAAUCUGCAGCCCCCAUCCCAUGAGGCAAAGGAGAAAUGGUGCGUGGGCCAGGAUUGAGGGGUCACGUAAGACCAUUUGAGAGUUAUAAAGGUUUGAAAUCAAAUUUAAGAACAUCUCACUUUUGUUUCCAGGCCUAUUUCAUGUCAACAACUGUAUUCUUCUAAAUGUGUUGAAAAUUUAAAAAUAAUGUACACACAGAAUACCAUUUUGAAAUCUGGAGGGAAAAAGUUAAUGUCCACAAAGUGUUUGGGGUUCUUUGGUUUUGUUAAUAAAAGACAGUUUUGUGGUGAUGA